Molecule: messenger RNA, 1695 nt
Organism: Podarcis muralis (Common wall lizard)
Lineage: Eukaryota; Metazoa; Chordata; Lepidosauria; Squamata; Lacertidae
Gene: ASPDH
Product: aspartate dehydrogenase domain containing
Biological process (GO): NAD+ biosynthetic process
Molecular function (GO): NADP binding; L-aspartate dehydrogenase [NAD(P)+] activity
Source: RefSeq, a predicted model, not a curated record
CCUCUGUUUUGUGCUGGUAUCCUGCAGUUGCCUGAGUGCCAGAGAAUCAGUGCAACCGACUCAGAACAGGCAGAAUGUCCGGGGACCUAAGGAGAAGACGGGUUGGAAUUGUGGGCUAUGGGCAUCUAGGCCAGUACCUGGUAAAACAGCUACAAGAUGACGGACUCCGACAUGGGCUGGAGCUGGCCUUUGUUUGGAACCGGGACGCCAGGAAGCUGGUGGGGACAGUGCCAGAGGAGCUGCAGCUGGGGAAGCUGACGGACUUCUUGGAGCGGCGGGCUGACGUCAUCAUUGAAGUGGCCCAUCCCUGCAUUGUCCAAGAUCACGGGGAGUCCUUUCUGAAAGCUGCAGAUUUCAUGGUGGGAUCGCCAACGGCCUUGGCAGAUUUAGACACCGAGCUUAAAUUACGCAAAGCUUCAAGAGAGGCCGGGCACACCCUCUAUAUCCCCAGUGGGGCUCUAUGGGGUGGACAAGACAUCCAGAGGUUGGAUGACGGAGGAUUACUUCAGGCACUGACUGUUACAAUGGUGAAACACCCCAGCAGCUUCCGACUGGGUGGGCACCUGGGGGAGCUUGCGAAAGGUGCCCAGCAGGAACGCGUGGUCCUCUAUGACGGCCCUGUGCGGAGAUUGUGUCCCUUGGCUCCCAACAACGUCAACACCAUGGCAGCAGCCUGCAUGGCCGCACCCAGCCUGGGCUUUGACGGCGUGAAAGGCUGUCUUAUAGCUGACCCCAACCUACCCAAUUACCACGUGGUGGAGAUCGAGGCCACUGGACAAGGCGGCUUCUCCGUCAGCACAAAGCGCAAGAACCCAGCUGCCUGUGGGGCCGUCACAGGGGCAGCCACUUUUGCCGCAUUCUGGAGCAGCCUGUUAGUGUGCCAGGGCCACGGAGGCCGAGUCUAUCUCUGCUGAGCUUUAUUGCAUCUGUUCUCUAGAGGAUUCACAGACGAGCUCCGUGGGUGCCAGAGGUUCGGUUGCAGGGAGCUGAGAAGGCCGGGAAAGAAAAGAGAAAUACCAGCUUCAAACCCCGCUGCAUGUCUUUAAUCCAUCAACUCUAUAAACAUCCAUCUGUCUCUGCCGUCUUCCAUUUCCAGCAGCCUUCUUGUCUCGCACCCGCCGUCCACAAGCAAUCUGAAUUCUGCAGUCCUGUGUACACUUACUUAGGAGCAAGUCCCAUUUGGCCUAUUAGAGAGAUGCCCUCAAGAGUCUUUCAUAUGAUUCAAGGGUGUUUUAGAGGAACAGGGAAGGGCUCUUCCAAGUGCCACUCACAGCAAUAUUGCUGCAACACUGGCGAGUUAAAAUAUCCCCCGGUGAUUGAGGAGCAGACGGAACACAUAUUAUUGUCAAUUAGAGAAAAUGGAAGAGAUGUGGGGAAAGACCAGGGGAGAUAAUCUGACUGGCCUUCCUCAACCGUUAUACUAAAUAUCUAAUUAUAAGAAUAUAUGAGUAAAGAAGCCUCUUAACCUGGCUCGUUUCCCCCCUCUUUCCCCUUCCGUUAAAAAACAACAACUCAUUAAUACUUCCAAUUUCUCUCUCUCUCUCUCUCUCUUUUUUUUUUUUUACUUUAUUAUUGAUUAGAGGCUACCACCCAACUGAGGAAGACUUGCAUUACAAUUCUAAACAGGCUUACAGAGGAAUAAGGCCCACUGAAUUCUAUGGCACUUACUCCCAGAAUAAAAUAUGCUUAGGCUCA